CGGCGGGUGACUUUCACCCGGUCCUGGCUUCUCAGUGCUCGAUCUGCGCGCGCGCCUUGUUUGUCCUCGUGGACGCGACACUCAUCCAUCCAUUCACUCCGGAGCGACCUCAAUCAAGCCAGGACCGACUAACUUCCUGGAGACACGCAAAGAGCGGGACAUGUUCAGCUCUCAUCGGCAGUUUAGCCCCCAGCAGCGCCGGGUGGGCAUGAUCGUCGCGACUGUACCCCUCAUGUGCGGGACGGGUUUCGUGCUGUACAAGCGCCUCGUUCUGGGUCAACCACAACGCUUGGUGGAACCGGGGAAACCAGGUCCCCGCCCCGAGGACGCGUUCCAUCUUCCUCCGCGAUCGAACAAGCCGUAACGGGAGAGGUGGGCGAUAUAUGCGUUCCGCACGAAGCUCAUGCAUUGCCAACUUGCACUAGAGGUCUUCCAUAGCAGUACCGCAGCGGGGACAUGGGGAUGUGGUCUAUAUGCGAUUACUUGGUCUCCGGGGCUGCUACAGGUUGGACACGGGUGCCCGGUAUUCUGGU
Molecule: messenger RNA, 533 nt
Organism: Schizophyllum commune H4-8
Lineage: Eukaryota; Fungi; Basidiomycota; Agaricomycetes; Agaricales; Schizophyllaceae
Exons: 2
Coding region: 161-364 (67 amino acids)
Source: RefSeq, a predicted model, not a curated record